This is a messenger RNA of Tympanuchus pallidicinctus (lesser prairie-chicken), 1165 nucleotides long. RefSeq names its product cell death inducing DFFA like effector c (gene CIDEC). Lineage: Eukaryota; Metazoa; Chordata; Aves; Galliformes; Phasianidae. Gene Ontology annotation, biological process: apoptotic process; regulation of apoptotic process. The transcript has 5 exons. Bases 304 to 1005 code for a protein of 233 amino acids. The record is from RefSeq and is a predicted model, not a curated record.
UGACUGCCUUAAAUCCCUUACAGACCCCUAAAGGGGUCGGGGCACAGUCCUACACCUCUGCUAACCUUUGCUCCAGCACUGACUCAGAGCCCAUGCGCUGCUUUACGCAAGAGCUGUGCUGGCAGCAGGACUCUGCCCGUUGCUUCCAGCCUGUUCCUGCUCAAAGGGCAGAUGCUGUCCCUGUUGAGCAGGGCGGGUACCACUGGGAUAUAGGGAUGGGGUCUCCUGAGGGGUUCGCAGAGCUGAACACUGCCAUUGCCUGGGCUGAAGCUUUCUCCCUGCCAGGCUCAGUUCUGUGCCAGCAUGGAUUAUGCCAAGUCCUUGAGCCUGCGCCUGGCUGCUCCUGUCUCCAAAUGUGUCUCCGCCAGUGCUUCCAUGACGCAGCAGCUGCUCCUCUCCAGCCCGGCCCCACGGCCCCGACCCUUCCGUGUCUGCAACUGCGAUCGCAGCCUGCGCAAAGGCAUCAUGGCACACAGCCUGGCCGAGCUGCUGCACCAGGUCCGGAGCACCCUGCCGGUCCCUGACCCCAUCACGCUGGUCCUGGAUGAGGACGGCACUGUGGUGGAGACAGAAGCUUUCUUCUGCACGCUGGAGGAGGGCACAGUGCUGAUGGCCCUGGGCAAGGGGCAGUCGUGGUCUGCUUGCAAGGCACCUGGCUACCAGCUGAGCCUGUCCCACAAGCCAUCCCGCCGCAUCGAUGUCGCCUGUGUCACUUUUGACCUGUACAAGACCAAUCCACAGGACCUGGGCUGCCUCAACGUCAAAGCCACGCUCUAUGGCACUUACAGCAUGUCCUACGACCUGCGCUGCUACGGGGCCAAGAGGCUCAUGAAGGAAGCGCUGCGCUGGAUGCUCUUCAGCAUGCAGGCCACGGGGCACGUGCUGCUGGGCACCUCCUGCUACAUGCAGCAGCUGCUGGAUGCCACCGAGGAGCCCAAGGAGGAGAGCUGUGUGCAGCUGCCCCACAGCCUCCCCCUGCUGCCCCCCAGCAAGAUGCUGCAGUGAGGAGAUGGGGCAUGUCCUUUCCUGGGGGUCCCAGAGCCCCUCCCUAGGUCAGUACCCAGAGCUCUCCCUGCAUGCUGCUGGCUGGAUGCAGCCGCCUCUUCUCUGUGAUGCCUGCUGCUUUGUAAAUAUAUUUAUUUAAGUAAAGCUGUGCUUCUUGCAA